AUGCCCAGCCACAGACCUCAUGAUUUGGAUCUCAUGGAAGACGUCAAAAGUCUCAAGCUAUCGCAAGCACCGCGAGGCCAAUGCAGAAUGUACCUGGAGAACCGUGCAGCCCCAGGCGUGGUUUCUGGACUGGACGCUGUAGACCUCUUGUGGUCUGCCGACUUCACUUUCCUGCCUCUCCCGCCAUAUCACUGCCAUGUACGGGCAUGUCUUGACACAGCUGCCAUCCAAGCCAGGUGUACCCAAUUGCCAUGUGGCCUCCGACGAUGCACGAUCGCUCACUCACCACACGCGGCCCUUAUCACCAGCCGGGAAGUUUUUGGCAACAGGAGGAGAUCACUGUGGUAUGCAUGGCGUGCUAUGGGAGGAUCGAAUCGUGUUUGGAGAUCAUCCAUGACCUCCACAGGUCUCGCCAAAAUGCCUUUCCUCGUGCGCACAGGACACUACUGGAGACUCAACCCUAGGGAAGGCACCGUCGAAACGACCCGGGCAUCAUUCGAGCAUCACAUCCAAUCGCUCGUUGAGAAACUUCGCCUCUAUGAAUAUGUCACGGCACCAAAGGCCGGCUCCUGUGUAGCCCGCGAUGUCAGAGUGAAAACCCAGCGCUUCGAUACGCUUCUUGUGUUAGGUCGUCGCUGGCACUGUCUUGUCUUCACGCAUUGCGCCGAGAGCCGUCACGACCCACAAGGUGCCCUAUCAGCUUCAGUGCUUGGCUCUUAA
Molecule: messenger RNA, 720 nt
Organism: Zasmidium cellare ATCC 36951
Lineage: Eukaryota; Fungi; Ascomycota; Dothideomycetes; Mycosphaerellales; Mycosphaerellaceae
Exons: 2
Coding region: 1-720 (239 amino acids)
Source: RefSeq, a predicted model, not a curated record